This is a messenger RNA of Morus notabilis, 2601 nucleotides long. Its product is annotated as G-type lectin S-receptor-like serine/threonine-protein kinase At4g27290. Gene Ontology annotation, molecular function: ATP binding; protein serine/threonine kinase activity. The record is from RefSeq and is a predicted model, not a curated record. Lineage: Eukaryota; Viridiplantae; Streptophyta; Magnoliopsida; Rosales; Moraceae. Gene Ontology annotation, biological process: protein phosphorylation; recognition of pollen. The coding region runs from base 1 to 2466 and encodes 821 amino acids. The transcript is spliced from 7 exons.
AUGUCCAUUUUUAGUUUUAUGAUUAUAAUUGGUUCCAUUUAUCUUCUUCUUUUCCAAACAGUUUUCUCUGCAGUUGCUAGUAUUCAUCAAUUUGAAUCCAUCAGCGAUGGCACAACCUUGGUUUCUAAAGAAGGAAGCUUUGAGUUUGGUUUCUUCAGUGUCGGAAAUUCCAAGAAUCGUUAUGUCGGAAUUUGGUACAAGAACAUCCCGGUUCAAACCGUCGUUUGGGUUGCAAACGGAUGCAACCCAAUUAACGACUCCUCUGGCUCGUUGACCAUAAACAACACAGGCAAUCUUGUGCUCCUGUAUCAGAACAAGACUGUUGUGUGGUCGACGAACUCGUCUAAACAAGCCCAGAAGCCAAUAGUAGAGCUUCUAGAUUCCGGCAAUCUUGUACUAAGAGGUGAGGAAGAUGGAAACUCCGAGAACUAUUUGUGGCAAAGCUUUGACUAUCCUUCGGAUACAUUGUUACCAGACAUGAAAUUAGGGUGGGAUCUGAAGAGGGGUCUUGAGCGGCGUGUCUCGUCUUGGAAUCGUUGGGAUGAUCCUUGUCCUGGAGAUUUCACUGAUGGGGUUGAGUUUAAUCGACAACUACAGACUUUCCCCGAAAUUUAUAUCAGAAAGGGCACCGAAAAGUUCUACCGCACCGGACCUUGGAAUGGCCUUCGUUUCAGCGGCGCACCGGAACAAAGGACAAACCCACUUUAUAGUUACUACUUUGUUUGCAACGAUGAUGAGGUGUAUUAUGCAUACUACCUCAUGAAUAAGUCAGUGAUCUCAAGACUAAUUCUAAACCAAACCACGAGUUUGCAUCACCGACUUAUAUGGAUCGAGACCGAUAAAACUUGGAGGCCUUACUCCUCAUUACCUAGAGACGACUGCGACAAGUACGGUACCUGUGGAGCCCAUGCAAAUUGUAUGAUAAACGACAGUCCGAUCUGUCAUUGUCUUGAUAGAUUCAAGCCCAAGUCUGUAGAGAAAUGGAAUUCAAUGGACUGGUCCGACGGAUGUGUGCGGAAUAAUCCGUUGAACUGCACGGAGAAAGAUAAAGACGGGUUUGUGAAAUAUUCUAGCUUGAAACUUCCAGAUGCAACGCAUUCCUGGGUGAACAAAACUAUGAAUCUAAAGGAAUGCAGGGCCAAAUGUUUAAGCAACUGUUCUUGCACGGCAUAUACGAACUCCGACAUCCGAGGACAAGGCAGUGGUUGUGCCAUCUGGUUUGGUGAUCUGAUGGAUAUCAGGCAAUAUUCCGACGAAGGACAAGAUCUGUUUAUUCGCAUGCCACAUUCAGAGCUAGGAAAAUCUGAUAGUAAGAUGAGAGCAGCAAUAGCAGUACCUAUCAUUGGAGUUGUUCUUGGUAUGCUUCUACUUGGCUAUUGCAUUUGCAAGAAGCGUUCAAAAGACAAAAUAGAUAGAAAUGAAACAAUAAGUCAGCAUGGAGGCCAAGAGGAAGACCUGGACCUUCCUUUGUUCGACCUGUCUUCUGUAACUACUGCCACCGAAAAUUUUGCGCCUCACAAUAAGCUUGGAGAAGGUGGUUUUGGACCUGUCUACAGAGGUAUGUUAGAAGGUGGCCAAGAAAUUGCUGUAAAGAGGUUGUCAAUAAGUUCUGGGCAAGGAGUAAGAGAGCUAAAAAAUGAAGUAAAAUUAAUUGCGAAGCUUCAACAUCGAAAUCUUGUGAAGCUUCUUGGAUGUUGCAUUCAGGGAGAAGAGAAAUUGUUGGUUUAUGAAUAUAUGCCGAACAAAAGCCUUGACGCUUUCAUUUUUGAUCGAAAGCAAGGAAAUCUACUCGAAUGGCCAGAGCGCUUCCAAAUCAUAUGUGGAAUUGCCCGAGGACUUCUAUAUCUUCACCACGAUUCUAGAUUGAGAGUUAUACAUAGAGAUCUCAAAGCUAGUAACGUGUUACUUGACAAUAACAUGAAUCCCAAAAUUUCGGACUUUGGCUUGGCAAGAACCUUUAGUGCAGAUCAGACAGAAGAAAAGACGAGCAGAGUAAUUGGAACUUAUGGCUAUAUGGCACCCGAAUAUGCAUUCGAUGGCUUAUUCUCAAUAAAAUCAGAUGUCUUUAGCUUUGGUGUAUUAGUGUUGGAGAUUAUAAGUGGAAAGAGAAGCAGAGGCUUUCACCAGCAAAAUCAUGGUCUUACCCUCAUUGGACAUGCAUGGACGUUGCAUAAAGAAGGGAGAUCAUUAGGAUUGCUUGAUAAGCAGGUAUUAGAAUCACUCCACAAUGUAAAACAAGUGUUGCAUUGCAUUCAUAUCGGUCUCUUAUGCGUGCAACAAAGCCCGACGGAUAGACCAAACAUGUCCUCUGUGGUUUUGAUGCUGGGAAGUGAGAGUGAGUUGCCUCAGCCCAAACAACCUGGCUAUUUCACAGAGAUGGCUGCAGUGAAAGGAGAUCAUUCCCCCAUGAACCUUGAAUCUUCUUCCACGAAUGAUAUGAGCAUUACAAUGCCGGAGGCUCGAUAAGGCUUACCUAAAAGUCCAAACAUUAGCUUUAGCUUAUACUAAAGUCAACACCUAAUGAGCUUCAACAGUUUGUUGCAUUUGGUGAGAAUCAGAUGUUUGUAGUUUUGCAGAAACAGUGUUGUGAAAGUAAUUGCU